AUGAAUCCAUUCAAAUGUAAGGAAAAAAAUUGUGACAAAAGAUUCGCUAAUGAAUAUCUACUGAAUGCACACAAACGCAAUCAUUCGGGAGAAAAACCAUUUGUCUGUGAUUUUAACGGAUGUAAUGCAAGCUUUAAAAGAGUUUCACAUUUAUCUCAACACAAAAAAAACUGCGGCAAAAAAUUUAUAUCAAAUGCAAAACUCAAUGAACACAAACUCUUGCAUUCGGGCGAAAGACCAUUUGAUUGUGGCGGAAGUUAUGCCAGCAAUAGAUAUCUUCAAAGACAUGUCAGAGAAUGUCAUAAAAAAUAA
Messenger RNA from Medioppia subpectinata, 312 nucleotides. The record is from the annotation of a GenBank genome assembly. NCBI's taxonomy places the organism in Eukaryota, Metazoa, Arthropoda, Arachnida, Sarcoptiformes, Oppiidae.